Pogoniulus pusillus (Red-fronted tinkerbird) is the source of this 795-nucleotide messenger RNA. Its product is annotated as syncytin-A-like. NCBI's taxonomy places the organism in Eukaryota, Metazoa, Chordata, Aves, Piciformes, Lybiidae. The transcript is spliced from 2 exons. The record is from RefSeq and is a predicted model, not a curated record.
AUGAACGUUGUGGUACAUGUAGCCCGAAUGCUGGGUAUACCGUUUAAAGGUCCUGAGAAAAAUUUCCAAUGGACAGAGGAUUGGCUGAAAGGAACCAAACUGUCAGGCUUGGUAAGGCAGGAGAAGCAUACGAUAACCACGCUAGGUCCGGACUGUAAGGAUGAUGUAGAGCUUUGGUCUUUCACCGCUAGGGUGUUUGCCUCCUUUUUCACACCUGGGGUUGCUGCUGCCCAGCCAUUGUGACAAAUAGAUAAACUGGCAUGUUGGUCAGUUAAACAAGCCAAUAUAACGACCGACAUUUUAGAGCAGCUACUAGUAGAUCAGAAUAGCCUUAGACAUGCUUUGCUUCAAAACCGUGCCACUGUUGACUUCCUGUUGCUUGCUGAGGGCCAUAGGUGUGAAGAUUUUGAGAGUAUGUGUUGCCUUAAUCUGUCAGAUCAUAGUGAGUCAAUUCACAAAAAACUGACAUGGUUGAAGGAACAUACGCAGAAGGUAAAGCAGGAGACGAGCCCCUUUGACGAAUGGCUCCAGCCUCUUGUCAGUGGACUUUUGCCAUGGCUUGUGAGCCUUAUAAAGGAAGGGCUUUACUUGCUAGGAAUAGUUCUCCUUGUACUCUUGAUUAUUAGAAUAGCCUACUCAUGCAUCUUGCACAAUGUGGAGAAAGCAACUCAGGCACACAUUCUGCUGGCCCAAAAACAAAAAGGGAGAAUUGUUGAGGAAUGGCUGAGGGAUAAUGGACACGGAGAUUAUAUGAAGCUGAAGGGACAGCAGAAUGAAGAGAUUACAACAUGCUGA